Cornus florida is the source of this 3394-nucleotide messenger RNA. Its product is annotated as long chain acyl-CoA synthetase 1-like. Gene Ontology annotation, biological process: wax biosynthetic process; cutin biosynthetic process; fatty acid metabolic process. The record is from RefSeq and is a predicted model, not a curated record. Bases 841 to 2976 code for a protein of 711 amino acids. Gene Ontology annotation, cellular component: membrane; endoplasmic reticulum. The transcript has 19 exons. Lineage: Eukaryota; Viridiplantae; Streptophyta; Magnoliopsida; Cornales; Cornaceae. Gene Ontology annotation, molecular function: long-chain fatty acid-CoA ligase activity.
CACUCAUUAUGAUUUCUAUAUCUAUAUAUAUAUUUCGUUAAUAGUUAUUUUUUAAUUUGGGGGUGAUUUGUAUCAUUUUUUUGUGAGUACGUGGAUUUUUUAGUGAAUGAAUUAGCAGCGUUUCUUAUACUACUAGUCCUGGUACUAGAAUGCAAAAAUUAUUAGUCCAAUAAAAAAAUUCAGAAAAAAUAUAUUUUUUUUAGGUAAAAUAUUAUUUUUAUUUUUAUUUUUUUUUUUGGUGUUUGAUAGAAGUUUAAGUCGAGAUUGACGUCGAAUUUACGUAAAUAACUUACAAAAAUUGAUGAAUAAAUUAUUUUUAUUAAAAAAUAAAAAAAUAUUUUACAUCCAAAUGGAGCCUUACUACCAAUAAUCAAUCUCAUGUCACAUACAUAUACAUAUAUAUGUAGGGCUGUUUUGGUGCCGUCAUGCCAUUACGCGUUUCUUGUUGCCUUUUAGCCUUCUACAAAUUAGUUGUUUAAGAUUUUCACUCUUUUACUUUUUAUACACGCACGCACGCACACACAGAGAUGUGUGUAAUGUGUAGUGGUGAACUUUAUAUUUGUUCCCCCCUCAAUUGGGUUCUUACAUGUGGUUCUAUCGUCUCACCAAAUUUCCUCUUCUUGCUUUCUAAAUUAUUUUUGGACUAAUUCUUGGGUACAUAUACAAGAGAAUCGAGAGGGUUUGCCCAAUUUCUGUUAAUUAAUGGAAGUACAAUCAGUUUAUUAAAACUUAAUUGUUUUGAAUUCAUGAUUUAUGUAAUGCUAUUUUCUAGCCGCUUUUAUGGUGGGGGAUCAUUCAUGACACCCUCUCUUUACAUUAACCUUUAAUCUGGCUAAUUUAAUGGGUGCUGAUUUACCAACUUUGUUUGGGUUUGUGGAGUAUGGACUUUCUUUCACAUUUAAGUCUUCUUGUGAGCUGAGAGAGGUAGUGGAUGGAUAUGGUGGUUUUGGUUUUGGUUUUGCAGCAAAACAAUUUGGGAGAAUGAAGAUGUUUGCAGUUAAGGUGGAGGAUGGAAAGGAAGGGCGAGAUGGGGAGCCCUCCGUCGGUCCGGUAUAUCGAAAUCUACUGGCCAAGAAUGAGUUCCCACCUCUACAUUUUGAUUUGGGUACAACUUGGGAUAUCUUCAAGGUGUCUGUUGAUAAGUUUCCCAGUAAUAGGAUGCUUGGAUGGCGUGAAUUUAUUGAGGGGAAGGUAGGGCCUUAUGUCUGGAAAACAUACAAGGAAGUUUAUGAGGAAGUCCUGCAUGUUGGGUCUGCAUUACGGUCAUGUGGUGCUGCACCUGGCUCCAAAAUUGGAAUAUAUGGAUCAAAUUGCCCUCAAUGGAUUGUGGCAAUGGAGGCUUGCAGUGCCCACAGUUUAAUUUGUGUGCCUCUAUAUGAUACCCUUGGGCCAGGGGCUGUAAAUUUCAUAAUAGAUCAUGCCGAGAUUGAUUUUGUUUUUGUCCAAGACAAGAAACUGAAAGAACUAUUGAAUCCUGAGUGUACACAUGCUCAAAGAUUAAAAUUGGUGGUUUGCUUCACUACAUUUAGAGAGGAAGAGAAGGACAAGGCAACCUCCAUUGGAGUAAAGCCAUUUUCAUGGAAUGAGUUCCUUCAUAUGGGAAAAGAAUAUCCAUCAGAACUCGUGCCGCCUCAGCCAUUUAACAUAUGUACAAUAAUGUACACUAGUGGUACUAGUGGAGAUCCAAAAGGGGUUAUAUUAACUCAUGAAAACAUUGCAACAUGCAUAGAAGGCGUUGAUCUCUUUAUGGAACAAUUUGAAGACAAGAUGACAGUUGAUGAUGUUUAUAUAUCUUUCCUGCCCCUGGCUCAUGUCCUUGACCGCAUGAUAGAAGAAUAUUUUUUCCACAAGGGUGCUUCUGUUGGCUAUUAUCAUGGAAAUUUGAAUGCACUGAGGGAUGAUUUGAUGGAGUUGAAACCAACUUUUUUUGCUGGUGUACCUCGAGCUUUUGAAAGAGUGCAUGAAGUCUAUCCUUCAGGUGUCAUCAAAGCGCUAGAAGAACUCAAUCCAUUUAGGAGGAGAAUGUUUGACAUUUUUUACAAAUACAAACUUUUUUGGAUGAAUUUGGGAUUUAAACAGAAAAAUGCAUCACCUUUAGCGGAUCUGCUGGCUUUUCGGAAGGUCAAAGCUAGGUUAGGUGGUCGGAUUCGUCUAAUAGUAUCUGGAGGCGCACCUUUAAGCACCGAAGUGGAAGAAUUCUUGCGGGUUACUACCUGUGCUUUUGUACUACAAGGCUAUGGAUUGACAGAAACUUGUGGUCUGACCACUCUUGGCUUUCCGGAUGAAAUGUCCAUGAUUGGAACUGUUGGUUCUGUAUUUGUUUAUAGCGAGUUGCGUCUAGAAGAGGUUCCAGAUAUGGGUUACAAUCCACUUGGAGAUCCUCCGCGAGGUGAGAUAUGCAUCAGAGGGAAAACUGCCUUUGCUGGGUACUACAAGAAUCCAGAAUUGACGAGAGAGACGAUGAGAGAUGGGUGGUUCCAUACAGGUGACAUAGGGGAGAUGCAACCCAAUGGAGUUGUAAACAUAAUUGAUAGGAAAAAGAAUCUCGUGAAGCUAUCCCAAGGGGAGUAUGUUGCAUUGGAGCAUCUGGAAAAAGUUCAUGGUUUUACCCCCAUCGUGGAAGACAUUUGGGUCUAUGGGGACAGCUUCAAGUCAAUGCUGGUUGCUGUAGUUGUACCACAUGAAGAGAACACCAAAAGGUGGGCACAUCUAAAUGGCCACAGGGGCUCCUUCUCUGAAUUAUGUUCCCUUAGCCAGCUAAAAGAUCAUGUUGUCCUUGAGCUAAAGUCUACAGCAGAGAGAAACAAGCUGAGAGGUUUUGAAUAUAUCAAAGGCGUCAUUUUGGAACCUCAGCCCUUUGAUGUGGAAAGGGAUUUAGUGACUCCAACAUUAAAGAAAAGAAGAGAUAAACUGCUCAAGUGUUACAAGGUAGAAAUUGAUGAACUCUAUCAGAAAUUGAGUCAGCUAGCGAGAUAGGUAUUGAAAUUUAUUAUAGUCAGUGGUUGUUGUAUCAGUACGUACUGCUUAAUUAUGCACUGUAGUAGUAUUUGUUGUAUCAGUACGUACUGCUUAAUUAUGCAAUGUAGUAGUAUUUGUUGACGUACGUGGGUGCUACAGUUUCUUCCAAGUCUGUUAAAUUAUGAAGGAAUGUCCUGUGUCUGCUACUAAACCAGUCAAUAUGUUUGCAAUAUAUCAUAUCCAAAACAAUGCUAGCUAUAUGCUGUGAAGAAGAGUAUGUACUCAGACUAAUGUAUGCAUCCACAGACAAUAAUUGCCCAGAUGUAUUAAUUGUCAGUGACUGUUAUUAGUGAGCUCAUUAUAGGUUUAAUUAUUGGUCCUCCUACCUGUAUCUCUUGGUAUAUAUAUAUAUAAUAGUUGCAACGAGUUUCCCUUU